AUGAUUACCGUCAAGAAGGACUCAGAGGUGAUGACCAACUAUGUGGCCGCCAACCCUGUCCCCGCUGGCGAGAACUUUGGCGUCUUCCACGAUCAGCAAUGGCAGCCCGCCGUAUUCGCCCUGGGAGAAGACCACAUUCUGAGUCUGAUCAUCACCGUAGAUCGUGAGCCCAAGAAGUAUGACUUUGCUAAGAUCUCAGGUCUUUUCUCGCAGGAGGUCGAGGUGCAGGCAUUUGCUGUCUUACAGGCCCCGGACUCGAGUCUCGAUAUCUGCAUCGCCACCAAGGCAAGCGAUACAACUUCGAAUUUCUAUCUCCUGCACCACAUCACCCUGGACGAGAUCCCAGGCACGGUGCCAUCGGCGAAGGUGAUUCAAGGGGUUUUCCCGACAGUGGAUCAUAUUUACAUGGGGCACAAAUCGAGCGACUCGGACCAAACCCUGCCUCUGGUGAUGGUGGCCUUCCAACGACCGGACCGGUUGACCAAGACAGAGGAUCUUAACUACGUCAAGGUCGAGGGUAAGAAGGCAACCCUAGUGACAGAAUGGAGCCUACCGGUCAACCCGGAGAAGAUCCUUGAUGUAACGCUGGUCACCUGCCCACUGGGAGAGGGUGUCAUGGUGCUCUACGAAGGGUUUUCAGGGGGCAUGUUUCUCGUUUUCAAGGUGCUGGCCACUGACGACGGUAGCGAUCCGGGGUUCGCCGUUCAGGUACCCUGUCCAGACGGGGCGAGCUGCCUGGCUUCUUUCCUGGACCCGGCCAAACUCUCGACGGUCGUGUUGGUGGGCGGGAAGGAGAUCACCGCGUUGACAUCCAAGGAAUACAUGUCGUCCAAACACGGAUCUGGCACGGUGAUAGACAGUUUGAAAAACAUCAGUGACCUCAAGGAUUUGCAUGUUUCGCAGACGGGUGAGGACCUCCGGCUCUGGUAUACCACCGCGGCCGAUGCAGUCUACUACUACACCACCACCACCACGGCUCUCUCCGAGGGCGUGGUCAUUCCCCUCCUUGCAGAGGGCCUCGGAGGCCGGAUCUCCAGUCUUCUGACAAGCCCGCCCGCUGACGGAGUUAGCAAGCUUCUGGUCAGCAGUCUUCUGUCAGUGGACGAGCACGGGAACCUCUCGCUCUUACAGCAGGACCCUACCUCUCAGGCAUGGCAGCAGUACCCGUACUGGCACGCUUCGGUCGAGACGAUCACGGAAGUGAAAGGAUUAAUGGUUCGACUGCAUACGAUGGUGGCAAAUGACGGCGAUGGCGACUCGGCGGACCAUCUCCCAGGGUGCUGGCUACGCGUGAGCUGUUCCGGCGUGGUCCGGUGUAUUGUGAAUGGUCGUCAUACUACACUCUCGCCCGCCGCGCAGUGGUAUCAGACGGAUGCCAAGGGCGUCUUGAAUAUUCUUCUGCAGACUGACGACGCAACAAUCCACCAGUUCGCCGCAGACGCGUACCGUCCCGCGCAGAAACCGUCGCAGUCGUUGUCGGCAUCCGCGGGAGAACGAACCCUGACCGAUCCCCUCCUGGAUCCCUCGCACAAGAUCAUCCCCAAGAUCAGGGGGAUCAAAACCGCGGACCAGGUCGUGAAUCUCAAAAAGGCAGAUGGAAGCCCGCUAUUCGAAACAGCCCCCAAGGAUCCCGGCCACGUUGCCGAUAUCUUUCAGCAGCUUGUCGCCAGUGCGGACGCUCUUCAGGAGAAGAAUAAGCAACAGCUGCAGACAUACCAUGCAACGGUUACCUCGCCCACAAGCGGCUCCACGGUUGUCCCUUACGGGUUCUGGACCGAUGUAGGGGAUGCCUUUUCCGGAGCGUGGCAUUGGCUCACUGAUGUUGCGGAAGAUGUCUGGGAAUGGACUUGUCAUAUUGUCGAUGACGUUUGGACCUUCAUCGUCAAGAUCGGCAAGGAAGUUUUCCAAAUUGCCCUAGACACUAUCACGUCCAUUGUGAAGGGCAUUAUCUGGGUCUUCAAGAAGAUUGGCGCUUUGAUCGAGGACAUCAUCGAGCUCAUCAGCUUCUUGUUCGAAUGGGACGAUAUCCUCGCGACGACCGACAGCGUUGCCGCCGGAUUCAACGCGGCCCUGGAAUACGGCAAAGAGGCGCUGGAUGCAGCAGACCUCGACGCGCACCAGUGGCUAGAGAACGUCCGCGCGACGAUCCUGCAGAAUCUCACCUCCCUUCAGGCUAAUGACUAUGACGGCGCGCGAGUGGGCAAGUCCACGACGGGAGUGGCCCGUACGACCGCCAGCGGAGAUGCCGACGAGGAUGAAGUCAAGGCAGGAGUGACCUAUAACUGGUCUACCUACUACUUUACCUACGGCGGCGGACCGACAAAUGCGGUGCUGCAUGACGAUAAGACCACUACUACCAUCGCGACGGCAGCAGGUACUAGCGAGGAUCAGCUGGUGAAGCUGUGGCAGGAUGUCCAGGAGGAGGUGCAGAUCAUCUUGAAGACAGUGACGGCCGUGGCCAAAGAUUUGGUCGAGUUCUUCAACCCGGCCAGCUUCAGCGCGCAGGAGGUGAUGGGAAAGGUGGGCGAGGAUCUCAUCAACGGGAUGAUAGACGCGCUGAAGAAGCUGGCGGAUAUUCUGUUCGACGCCCUCAAACUGGGCAUCGACCUCGUCCAGGACCUCGCGAACAAGGAGAUUGACAUCCCCGUAAUCACAUGGCUUUGGAAGAAUGUCAUCGCCCGGGGCCGACCCCUGACGCUGCUGAACUUCUGCGCGUUGUUGAUCGCGGUGCCGACAACGGUACUGUAUAAGGCCACGAAAAAGCAGGCACCGCCGAAGCUCAAAGGACGGUUGACGCAGAGCACGUUUGGCCAGUACGUCAAGGGCCAGGGGGAGGCGUCGCUCGCGUCCGAUAUCCGGGCGUUCAGUCUGGCUGCAGGCUCGGGGGUGCUUUUGGUGGGCAGCGAGUUCGACAUGCUUUCGCUAGGGAUCGACGGCGCCUUCGAAGGCCUAGGGCUCGAAACAAUCCCGUUUGGCCCGGUGGAUAGCAUUAUGAAUGUCUUGGACUCGGCUUCCUUGACCUUUUCCACGGUGAAUGGAUUUACAACUUGGCCUGUGGCGAAGACGGCAGCGGCCUCAGGCGACUCCGCUGGGAUGACCACCGCGUCGGUAGAUACCAGGGAUGCCAUCAAAUAUGCGGGCUGGGCCCUCGCCGGCGCCGACUUCGCGUCCAGCACCGUCAUCAAGAUCGUAAGCAAGAAGAAGAAGCUGGAACGGCCGGUGGUCAAACGAUGGAAGGGAACCGUCGCUGCCGUCCUGUCGGUUCCGUCUCUCUGCCUUGGACUUACGGGGGAUAUUAUGGAUGCCAGCGAAGCUAGCAAGAACGAGGUCCUGAUUGUGAACGGAUUCAUCGAGACGAUCGCCGGGUUCGCCGCCACCUGGGGCCAGUCAGUGGCACGCUGGAACAACGAGCUCGAGAACUAUCUCAUGUACAUUGGGUUGGCCGUGUAUCAAGUCUGCACGCUGCUCAAGUACGGGCUUAAGUUGGAGGAUUUCGCGAUUGAGCAGCUGGAUUGA
This is a messenger RNA of Aspergillus saccharolyticus JOP 1030-1, 3516 nucleotides long. RefSeq lists its product as uncharacterized. NCBI's taxonomy places the organism in Eukaryota, Fungi, Ascomycota, Eurotiomycetes, Eurotiales, Aspergillaceae. The record is from RefSeq and is a predicted model, not a curated record. The coding region runs from base 1 to 3516 and encodes 1171 amino acids. The transcript is spliced from 5 exons.